Spinacia oleracea (spinach) is the source of this 2409-nucleotide messenger RNA. RefSeq lists its product as uncharacterized. The record is from RefSeq and is a predicted model, not a curated record. The transcript is spliced from 11 exons. Lineage: Eukaryota; Viridiplantae; Streptophyta; Magnoliopsida; Caryophyllales; Amaranthaceae. Gene Ontology annotation, biological process: response to endoplasmic reticulum stress. Bases 208 to 2124 code for a protein of 638 amino acids. Gene Ontology annotation, molecular function: protein binding.
UGAAAAAAAAAGAGUAGACAAAAUUAAAAAUAAAAGUAAAUUUCCCCCCAUAAAUAAAAGUAGAAACGAGGAAGAAUGUGAUGUUGUGUUGUGUUGUGUUGUUGAAGAGACUAUUGAGUUCCAGCAAUUAUUUCUCAUUUCCAAACUCCAGGCGGUUCUCUGUUUCUCUGUUCUAUUGCGCGCUUCUUCAUCUUCAUCAAUUUCCUAAUGGGUACUGGGAAAAAGCAACAGGUAUCGUUUAGAAAUUUGAAACCAACUAUGUUAGGCGGCGUCAUAUUUGGUUGCACGGAUGAUACGAUCAAUGAAUGUCUUACUAAGCAGCUCUUUGGUUUGCCUCCUCAGCACUUUGUGUAUGUCAAGAAUAUUCAUCCAGGUUUGCCGUUGUUUCUGUUCAACUACAGUAAAAGGAAACUUCAUGGAAUUUUUGAGGCUGCUAGCCAUGGUCAAAUGAAUAUUAAUCCAUAUGGUUGGACAAAGGAUGGUUCGAAGAGAACAUCAUACCCUGCUCAGGUCCAAAUCUGCGUCAAAAAGAAUUGUCGUCCUCUGCUAGAGAGUCAGUUUAUGCCAAUCAUUAAAGGGAAUUAUUACACUCAGUCCCAUUUCAGAUUUGAGCUAGAUCAUGUUCAAGUCAGCAAGUUGAUCGCUCUGUUUUUAACCCAAGUGGUUGCACCGUCUGCCAAAAUGCCCAGAACUACAUUAACCUUCCAGAUAGUAGAUCAACCUCCAUCAGAACCGAGAACUAUAGAAGAAGGAGGAAAUAUUUUAUCUGAUGCAUAUGUUGGCCUCACUCCUUGCAACAAGUCAGAUGGGAAUUCGGUUCUCACAGGUCCUUCAUGCGUUGAUGAUAUUCGCCAGCCAAAUGGAGUUGAUAUAGAAGCAAUGGGAAAGAGUGAAAUGGAGCUGAUAUAUGAGAAAUUGCAAAAGUUGGCUGUGAAUGGUGAAGCUUCAGACUCUGACCCUGUAUACGAAGUUCAGGAGUUUGGAAAUGCCAACAAGAUGCAUGAUGAUUCACAAGAAGGAAGUGUGCCUCAAGAGGAAAAUAUGAAGGAGAGCUCCUUACUGCCCUCAGAUUUACAGUCUAUUAUAGCUGAGUUACAAGAGCUAAAGGCCUUCAAGAAAGAAUCUAUUGAGAACCAACUGAUGCUGAUCUCAGAAAUCCAGCAGUUACAAGAUCGUUGUACAAGGCUAGAGGCCUUGUCUAACCAGUCAGAGACAUUUUCACACGGAACAACGGAGCUUAGCAGUGAGCAGCACCUGGACCCAGAUGGUUUAAUAUAUUUAGUAGGUGGUUAUGAUGGGGAAUCAUGGCUAGCAUCACUUAACUCCUACUCUGCAUCAAAAGAUAUAAUUAAAUCUUUGAGACCAAUGAGCACUGUUCGUUCAUAUGCCUCUCUUACAACGUUGAAUGGUGAUCUUUUUGUAAUUGGUGGAGGAAAUGCUGGUUUGUGGUAUAACACAGUUGAAUCCUACAAUCCUGUAAACAAUGAUUGGACAUCACUUCCUUGUUUGAAUGAGCAAAAGGGGGGGUUAGCUGCAACUACGCUGAAUGACAAAAUAUUCGCAAUUGGUGGUGGGGAUGGUAUUCACUGCUUUUCUGACGUGGAGAUGUUCGAUGUAGAUGUUGGACGAUGGAUAUCUGCUAGAUCAAUGCUGCAGAAGAGAUUUGACCUUGCAGCAGUGGAGCUUCAUGGAGCCAUCUAUGCUGUUGGUGGAUAUGAUGGGAAAGAGUAUUUAAGUUCUGCUGAACGGUUUGACCCUAGAGAGCAUUCUUGGAGCAGACUUGAAGGCAUGAGCUCAAAGAGGGCCUGUCAUUCCUUGAUUGCGCUGAAUGAAAAACUGUAUGCAAUAGGUGGUUUUGAUGGAAGUACGAUGGUAGCUAGUGUUGAAGUAUUUGAUCCUCGGCGUGGGAGUUGGAUGAGCGAGGCACCACUUAACCACUCAAGGGGAUAUUCAGCGGCCAUAGCAUUGAAUGAUAGCAUAUAUGCAAUUGGAGGGAUGGGAGAAAACGAUAAUAUUCUGGAUAAGGUGGAGCGAUACCAGGAAGGCCUUGGUUGGCAAGUAACGAACCUAAAGGCUGUGGGGAAAAGGUGCUUUGCUCCAGCAGUAGUCAUGCAUAUGCAUUGAAAGAGAAGAGGUAGGACUAGGAAGGAUAUCAUCAUUUUAGCUUAGCUAGGAUUGCAGAGAAGCCUGUUUGGUUUUCUAAAGCUUUAAUUUUGUGUAUAGGAGAAUGAGUGUAAGCGUAAAAUCCACUUUUGUACAGGGUUUCUGCCAAAGUAUAGAAAGAAAACCCGACAUUGCGCUCUGGUCUCAGCUACUUUUUUUGUAAAAAUGGAGGUGCAUAUAAACCUUCAUACACAAUAUAUCAAUGAAUCUUUUUGAAUCAACACAAGUUGAUAUGAUGUAGGCUGA